Messenger RNA from Acyrthosiphon pisum (pea aphid), 1739 nucleotides. Its product is annotated as XK-related protein 6. Gene Ontology annotation, biological process: apoptotic process involved in development; engulfment of apoptotic cell; phosphatidylserine exposure on apoptotic cell surface. Bases 123 to 1334 code for a protein of 403 amino acids. Lineage: Eukaryota; Metazoa; Arthropoda; Insecta; Hemiptera; Aphididae. The transcript is spliced from 6 exons. Gene Ontology annotation, cellular component: plasma membrane. The record is from RefSeq and is a predicted model, not a curated record.
AAUUUUUAUUUUUUUUAACUACAAUAUAAAUAAUAUAAUAUAAUAUAAAAAUAUAAAAUACUUAAUAGUGAUGUGCCCGGAACUUAAUGACUGGAGUCUCCCGCAUCGAAUGAAACAAUACGAUGGACCAAAAUCAAGAUGACAUUAGAGCUACAAAACAUCUGGUUUACAAAGCUGAUAGUAAUAGAUCUAAAUCUGGUUUGGAUGAGCUGGAUGAGCUUCCCCGAGAUCUGAGUAUUUCCUACUGGGAUUUAAUUACGUUGAUCUUAGCUAUUGUUAGCCAUGUCAUUGACGUUUGCAUUGAUUACAAUGUUGCCUAUCAGUAUUACAGAUAUGAAAAACUACAUUAUUUUGUGUUGACAAUUACUUUUAUACUAGUUCCUUCCAUAAUAAACACUUAUAUGAGUUUAAAAAUUUAUUCUAUUCAAGAAGAUGUCCAAAGAACUACCCAAAAAUUACUUACAAAUCGACUAUUAUUGCCAUUCCUAUUGCUACUUCAAAUGGCUCCUGUAUUUAGGUAUUAUGAUGUAUUGAAAUAUGCGUUAAAGUCUCGUAGUGCUGCUCGUAAAGGAAAUUAUGAUGAUCAGAAGAGCUAUUAUGCUUUAAUGGCUAAAGAAGACUCCUACGUGUCAUUGUUGCGAAUCUUUGAAUGUUUUUUAGAAGCUGUCCCUCAGCAAAUAUUACAAAUAUUUAUAGUUUUGGCUGAGAAAAAACAGGGUUCUACUUUUCAAAUUAUUCAUCAAUCUGCAUCUAUUGCAAGUUCAACCAUAGGUAUUGCUUGGGCUAUGGCUUCAUAUCAUAAAAAUGUAAGAAUUGCUUAUGAAAAUCGAAAAAAUAUCGGCAAUACAGGAACAGUGUUACAGUUUUUAUGGCACAUAAUGAUUACAGUCUCCCGAAUUUUGUCUAUUAGUUUAGCUGCUAUAGUGUGGCCACAGUCAACUAGUAUUUUUUGUAUGGUUCAUUGGCUCUUUAUGACAUUGUGGAUUUUCAAAUAUCAGAACGUAACAUUUUGUAUGCCAUCCAACCAAUCUGAAAAAAGUAGAAUCAUGAGAUUUUUUUUUUCAACAAUACUCGGUCUCGUCUACAUUUUUACUUAUUUAUCACCCAGUGAAGGCCAAGGGAAUUCAAGAAAUCGUUACUUAGGGUAUUAUGGAGUAUUCCUAGUAGAAAAUGUAGCUGCAGUAACUAUUUGGGCUAUCACUGGUACGGAUCAAAACUAUUGGUACUACUAUCCACUGAUGAUAGGUUCGACAGCACCAUUUUUUGUUGGAAUUUUGUUUAUGACAAUAUAUUACAAAUUUUUCCAUCCUCAUACAAUCAUAUCUCUUACAUAAAUAAUAUUGUUGAACCAAUAACUCUAAUAAUAUGACCACGUUUAUUGCAGACAUUCUUAGGUAAAAUUAUCAUUGGAAUCAAAUGAUCUGUUAAUUUAUAUAUAUUUUUAUACAUUAAAUUAAUGAAAACUAUUUUAUUAUAUUAUUAAAUUGUUUAAUUAUAUACAUAUUAUAAACAUUAAUAUAGAAAAUUUUUGUAGCAAAUUUUACAUUGGUGAUCUAGAGCCAGUCGGUUUUUGAAUUACCACCAUGGUAUAAUGUUUAUCUGUAACAAAAAAAAAUGGUUAUGUACAUAAUUAUAUUAUAUUAUUUAUAAUCUCAUACUCAUGUAAUAUCUAAGAUGAAUAUGAUAUAUUAUAUACUUAAACUAAAUUGACAUAAAGACUAAAAAUAUUUUUAUAUACA